AUGGCACAGAAGGGAUUAAAAAGCACCAACCACAUGCAGCAAAAACACUGCAUUCAUGCAAAAGUCUGUAUUAUUGUCAGUUUUUAUUGCAAAUAUUGAAUCCCUUCUUGGGACAAAAUAUGAGAUAAAACCAAAUUUAGAAAUUAAAUUUAGUGGAAACUGCUCAUUCAUCUUAACCAUAGAGCACAAUCGCCAGGUAAAGUAUUUACAGGAUAUAUAUGUUAUGAGUACCUUGGUAAUUCUUACAUGUUCCAGGAAUGGGUGGACCAAAGGCCAAGGCUCCAGUAUUAUUGUGUUUUUUUUUAACUGAAUUUUUUGUUCUUAAAUUCCUUAAUUUUUUUUGUAAUUUUCAGUCAUUUUUAUGUUCCAUUUUGGUUUUAGAAACCACAGUUGAAAAUAAAGUAAAACUACUGUAAUUCAUCAUAUGUUGUCAUAAUUUGAUCUAUUUUUAAUGACAAAUCCUUUUUAUUAGGUAUAUUAUACCGGGUAAAAAUUUCACAGCAAAUGUGAUGGUGUAACUUUUUAUAGCGAUAAUGUUCUAGGGUUAAUCAAGUAGACUUGUUUGUAAAAGGGAACUUUUCAAUGUGUGAACAGGGUCAGGACGACAUGCGGCAGGACGCAGUGAUGCAGCAGGUCUUCAGCAUGUGCUCCAUGCUGCUGCAGCGCAACAAGGACACUCGGAAGAGGAAGCUCAACAUCCGAAGAUACAAGGUGGUGCCGUUCUCGCAGCGCAGCGGCGUGUUGGAGUGGUGCUCCGGCACCAUGCCCAUCGGGGAGUUUCUAGCAGAUCCGAACAAAGGCGCCCACAAACGCUUCCGACCUCAGGACUGGACUAACUUGGCCUGCCGUAAAAAAAUGAUGGAGGCUCAGAGUCUGGGGUUCGACUACAGGCUGGAGGCCUACAUGAAUGUGUGCAAAAACUUCCGGCCGGUCUUCAGGUAUUUCUGCAUGGAGCGAUUCCUGGACCCUGCGCUGUGGAUGGAGAGGCGGCUGGCUUACACCCGCAGCGUUGCCACUUCUUCUAUAGUUGGCUACAUUGUUGGUCUGGGCGACAGACACAUCCAGAACAUUCUGAUCGACGAGCAGACGGCUGAACUGGUGCACAUCGAUUUAGGAGUUGCCUUUGAGCAGGGGAAGAUCCUCCCCACCCCUGAGACGGUUCCUUUCAGGCUCUCCAGAGACAUCGUGGACGGGAUGGGCAUCACAGGAGUGGAGGGAGUUUUCAGGAGAUGCUGUGAGAAGACGAUGGAAGUGAUGAGGAGCUCUCAAGAGGCUCUGCUGACUAUUGUGGAGGUGCUGCUGUACGACCCUCUGUUUGAUUGGACCAUGAACCCUCUGAAGGCCUUCCACCUGCAGCACGACGAGCAGCAGGAGCUCAACGCUACUCUUGGCUCCACAAUGGGAGGCGUCGACAUCGACAACCACCAUAAAUCCAGCGACAGUCAGAGCUUUAACAAGGUGGCAGAGCGGGUUUUGCUGCGCCUGCAGGAGAAGCUGAAGGGGGUGGAGGAUGGAGCGGUGCUGAGUGUGGGCGGACAGGUCAACCUGCUCAUUCAGCAAGCCAUGGACCCCAAAAACCUCAGCAGACUCUUCCCAGGGUGGCAGGCCUGGGUGUAGAGCAGUGAUACUUAAGAAGCCACUGUGAUGGAUCAGCUCCACCAGAGACAGCCUUUGCACUUUAUUGUGAAAGGUCAAGUAAGAUGCGGUUUAAAGAAGGAUUUUUCUGUAAUGUCUGUUUUUUUUUAAAUCCAGUUCCAUGUGAGCUCUCUGUUUACUAUAAACGUAUUAGUUAUUGCUCACUGUGAAGAGUCUGUUUUGCUUUUGUCAAAUGGCUUUAAAAUUUUGAUGAGUUGCAGAUUAUCUAAAAAAAAAGUGAAGAUUGUGAUGGUUAUACAGUUUCAGCUGAGAUAUGACCUCAUCCUGGAAUCAGUGAAAAUAUGUUCCUGGGUCAAGCAUUUUCUCCAAGAAAAAUCUAUUAAUUUAAAGGGUCAUUUCCAGAGAGAUCGUUUUUACUGUGAAUAAGACGGAUUUCCUUUAACAUCACUGAGUUGAAAUUAUUGCAAACAUGAAAACAGACCAUUAGUUACACAACCUUGAAAAGUUGGAAAGUCCUCAUCUAGAACAACAAAAGUCAGUGAGAUUAAAACAGUUUUUUGCAUUUUUGCAUCACAAACUAAUUGGACCUGCUUUUAUUUUGAUGCACUGUGGCACCUUACACUGAAUUAUGUGAACUAGUGAUGGGUUGAUGAGUAUAACAAUCUUAACUAUUUGAUUUUGUUCAUAUAAUCAUCAAUGGUUAAGGAUACAAUUCAUAGUGGAUAUUGAUUUAUUUUCUACAAUCUGAUUCCUUGACUCAAAAUAGAUCCAGGACAUUUUCCAGAUUCCUUGUAUUUCUUCAAGAUAAUAAGCCAAAUAUGUGCAAAAACAAGUAAACAAUGUCAAAUCCAUUCACAUUUUAGUUUCAUAAAGUUCAGGCCACUGUUGUUUUCUACAUUGAAAUAGUCCAAAGGGAACAUUAUUAGAACAUUCUACCACACUGUAUGAUCACAUCUUUAAUUCAUAGUGUUUCUACACAUUGAACUGUAAUGGUGGUUGAUCAUUUUUUUGUUGUCAUCACUGUUUUUACAUAAACUUACCAUGUCUCCAUUCAAA
Messenger RNA from Oryzias melastigma (Indian medaka), 2652 nucleotides. Its product is annotated as serine-protein kinase ATM. Gene Ontology annotation, biological process: DNA repair. The coding region runs from base 583 to 1617 and encodes 344 amino acids. Gene Ontology annotation, molecular function: protein serine/threonine kinase activity; protein binding. The record is from RefSeq and is a predicted model, not a curated record. The transcript is spliced from 8 exons. Lineage: Eukaryota; Metazoa; Chordata; Actinopteri; Beloniformes; Adrianichthyidae.